Messenger RNA from Aspergillus calidoustus, 2317 nucleotides. The record is from the annotation of a GenBank genome assembly. NCBI's taxonomy places the organism in Eukaryota, Fungi, Ascomycota, Eurotiomycetes, Eurotiales, Aspergillaceae.
CUCCAAGGGAGGAAACAACGCAAGCACGAGAGCACAAUAUAUUGUGAGAAAGAUGCAUAACCAGCUGAGUAAUUCGCAGACACAAUUCUUUGUGUAGAUCCUUUUUCAGUGAAGCACAAUGACUUUAUACUUGAUACAAAAUGGCAUCAAACCUGUCACAUACCAUGAUCAAUCUGCUCGCCAACCAGGCAACAUCCAAUCCCAAAUCUCCAAGUCUCAGCUGGGCGAUCCUGCGGCCGCAGCAACAACACAUUGCAAUCCCGCCCCACAAGAGGGUCCGCACCGCUGGACCGCACAUUGCAAUUGCAUCACACCGAUUGGCUGGAUCAAUUCUUGGUCUCGCGCCGCGUGGCGCCCCUGGCCCCAUUCUCCAAGGCCGUAUCGGCGUAUUCAACUUUGCAACAGCGCUGCGGCUGAGAUUGAAAUUAUAAAGCCGACCUGCAUCCCUGGCAUCUCCACCACUUCCUGCAACAAUUGCGAUUCCGAACCUGCAGGCGAUGCUCCAACUAUCGCACCUCGCGCUCGUCGGCGCCGUGACGGCCAUCGGCUUCCUCCUGCACCGCCGAUAUUCCCGCGACCCCCGCGAACCUCCCGUCGUGGGCAGCACGAUCCCCGUGCUAGGCCACAUCUUCGGGCUCCUGCGGUAUGGCGUUGGGUAUUUUGGCCAACUUACCGAAAAACACCCCCACCCAAUCUUCGCAAUCGACCUCCUCCUCACAAAAGUCUACCUCGUCAAAUCCCCCGAAAUCCUGCAAGCGAUCCAGCGCACGCGCGCACUGACCUUUGACCCCUUUGUGACAUUCACCACGGAGCGACUAGCGGGCAUCCGCGGCCCCGCGCUCGAAGCCCUCCGCGAGAAGCAGGCGGGCGGUGGGGGCGGGAAUCAAGCGCUCCUGCACGCGAUGCACCCGACGCUCACGGGCAAGCCGCUGGAUCGGAUGAAUGAGCGCAUGGUGCGGCUGCUCAGUCCGUUGGUUGGGGAGUUGGCGCAGAGGGACGGGGUUGUUGAUUUGUAUGGGUGGUGCCAGCAUGCGAUUACCGAGGCGAGUACCGAGGCGUCGUAUGGGCCGUUGAAUCCGUACAAGGAGAAGAGUGUUGAGGAUGGGUUUUGGGCCUUUGAAUCAAACCUCAGCCCGCUACUCCCGGGAAUCCUCCCCUGGAUCACUGCCCGCAAGGCAUACAAGGGCCGCGAAGCCGCCUACGCCGGGUUUCUCAAGUACUACGCCGCAGAGGGCCACAAGCAGGGCUCUGAGCUGACAAUCGCUCGAUACCAGACGCUUGCUGACGCGGGCCUCCGCGUCGAGGACAUUGCGCGCAACGAAGUCUCCAUGGGUCUGGGCCUGCUUUCGAACACCGUCCCGGCUGCAUUCUGGAUCAUCUUCGACCUGUACCGCCGGCCCGACCUCCUCCGCGAGAUCCGCGACGAACUCACGGAGAACGCGCUUCGCGUCGAUGAGGAGACGGGGAAACACGUGAUCAACAUCCCCUCGAUCCGCGACAACUGCCCGCUCCUCGUCUCCACAUACCAAGAAAUCCUCCGCGUCCGCGCCGCCUCAUCGCCCACCCGCAUCGCAGCCGAAGAAGUCCUGCUCGCCGACAAACACCUCAUCAAAAAGGGCAGCGUGAUCAGCAUCCCCAGCCAGCCCAUCGGGCGCCGCGAAGACGUCUGGGGCAGUAAUUCGCUCGAAUUCAACCCGCGCCGCUUCAUCAAAACCCCCGAGCACAACCCGCGGCGUCCCGGCGGGUUCAUGUCGUUUGGCGUGUCGCCGGUUAUCUGUCCCGGACGGCAUUUUGCGAGCACGGAGAUUAUGGGUGUUGUGGCGCUUAUGGUGCUGCGGUUGGAGAUUGAGCCGGUGAGGGGGGAGUGGUGGGAGCCCAAGAGUAAUUCGUUGGCGAUUGCGUCGGGGAUGAGGCCGAUUUUGGGCAGGUUUGAUGUUCGAGUUCGGGAGAGGGAGGAGGUCAAGGGGGUACAGUGGGACUGUGAGUCUCGCGAAGGGAGCGGGGUUUUUCCUUUGAUGGUUGGUUAGGUUCGAUCUAGUAUCUACUAAUAGAUAGGUAGGACCAGUAACUACCAGCUUGUGUCUAUCACUGGAUAUGCCUCUGCUUCUUACUACGGGUGUCCCUCUCGAUAUGGGACACCAUCUCAUGUUUGCGUGGACCUUUCUACGACCUAACGUUGUCCCUUGACGUAGGAAAUAGGAGGUUCCCGCCAUGGUCUCGAUUCAUGAUUCUGUCUCACGCUAAGAUGGAAGAAAACCUUGGAUUGAAUCUGCACCAUGGCCCCUGCCCUACACCUCCAAAGUACUUGUAGAGACGG